AUGUCAGUGAUUGCGGCUAGAACACAAACCCAGGCCAAUCCCUACGCAGACCAAUCCCUACGCAGACCAAUCCCUACCCAGACCAAUCCCUACGCAGACCAAUCCCUACCCAGACCAAUCCCUACCCAGACCAAUCCCUACCCAGACCAAUCCCUACGCAGACCUAUCCCUACCCAGACCAAUCCCUACCCAGACCAAUCCCUACCCAGACCAAUCCCUACGCAGACCAAUCCCUACCCAGACCAAUCCCUACCCAGACCAAUCCCUACGCAGACCAAACCCUACCCAGACCAAUCCCUACGCAGACCAAUCCCUACCCAGACCAAUCCCUACCCAGACCAAUCCCUACCCAGACCAAUCCCUACCCAGACCAAUCCCUACGCAGACCAAUCCCUACCCAGACCAAUCCCUACGCAGACCAAUCCCUACCCAGACCAAUCCCUAUGCAGACCAAUCCCUACCCAGACCAAUCCCUAUGCAGACCAAUCCCUACGCAGACCAAUCCCUACGCAGACCAAUCCCUACCCAGACCAAUCCCUACGCAGACCAAUCCCUACGCAGACCGAUCCCUACCCAGACCGAUCCCUACCCAGACCAAUCCCUACGCAGACCAAUCCCUACCCAGACCAAUCCCUACCCAGACCAACCCUACCCAGACCAAUCCCUACCCAGACCCAUCCCUACCCAGACCAAUCCCUACACAGACCAAUCCCUACGCACUCCCAGGCACCUUGA
Molecule: messenger RNA, 735 nt
Organism: Oncorhynchus kisutch (coho salmon)
Lineage: Eukaryota; Metazoa; Chordata; Actinopteri; Salmoniformes; Salmonidae
Product: B1-hordein-like
Exons: 2
Coding region: 1-735 (244 amino acids)
Source: RefSeq, a predicted model, not a curated record